AUGGACCCAGCAGCCAAGGAUGAAACGGAGCCUGCGCUUUCCCCUGGCUCUUCCUGCCCUGGGCCUGAGUGGCCAGAGCAGGAGAGGGCAGAACGGCUGGCCCGGGGUGCCGCGCUGAAGUGGGCCUCAGGCGUCUUCUACCAGCCAGAGCAGCUGGCCAGGCUGAGCCAAUAUCGCGGCCGUGAGGUGCAGCGCACCUCGUCCCUGGAAGCACGCAUCAAGUCAGUGGUGCAGUCGUACCUGGAGGGCGUGCACACUGGUGUGUGGCAGCUGGCCCGGGCCCUUGAGGCUGUGCAGGGAGCCCGGGAGGCCCUGAGCCAGGCCCGUAGUUUGCUCGGGGGCAUGGCUGAGGCUGCGCAGACCCUAGAGCCCCUGCGGGAGCAGGUUGGCCGACACAAGCAACUGCAGGCCCUGUCUCAGCUCUUGCCCCGGCUUCGAGCAGUGCCAGCUGCAGUGGCCCAUACACAGACCCUGAUUGAUGCCCAGCGGUUCCUGGAGGCAUAUGUGAGCCUGCGGGAGUUGGAACAGCUUCGAGAGGAUGCACGGGUACCCCUGGGAGGCCUGGAGUUGCCAGUCUUUGAGGGGCUUGGCCCUCUGACCGAGGCACUGGGUUGGGCUGUGGAGGUGGCAGCAGGGGCUGCGGGGCAGCUGGCACGGGAGGACCCAGCCCUGCUGGUGGCUGCUGUGCGUGUGGCCGAGGUGGAAGCUGGGCGCACAGGCCCCCUUAGGCAACCCUCCCGGGACUGGCGACAGCGGUUUCUGCGGGCACUACAGGAAGGCCUGGAGCGGGUCCACUUUGGGACAUCUCUGCUGCCUGGGCCGGGAGCCCUAGCAGAAUGGCUGGAAACUCUGCGGGUGGCACUGCCAGCCGAGUUGGCCACAGCUGAGGCACUAGUAGCACCCUGCUGCCCGCCAAACUACAAGGUGGUCCAACUAUGGGCCCACACCCUGCAUGGCGGCCUGCGCCGCAGCCUGCAGCAACUCCUCACAGGACAUGAGCUGGGAGCUGCUGAUGCCUUCGCCCUGCUGCACUGGGCACAGCACGUGUACCUGGGGCCAGAAAUGAUGGGGGGCCUGGAGUUGGGGCCUGAUGCUGAUGUGUCCCAGCUGGAGCCCCUGCUGACCUUGGAGAAUGUCGAGCAACUGGAGGCAACAUUUGUGGCCAAAGUCCAGGCAAGUGUGGUCCAGUGGCUGCAGAAGGCACUGGAUGGGGAGGUAGCUGAGUGGGGCUUGGAAAAGGAGCCAGACACAGACCCGUCCGGCUUUUACCACUCACCAAUGCCGGCCAUUGUGCUGCAGAUACUGGAUGAGAACAUUCGUGUGACCAGCCUGGUCGGCGAGUCACUCCAGCGGCGGGUGCAUGGCAUGGCACUGUCAGAACUGGGUGCCUUCUUGAGGAGCUUCAGUGAUUCUCUGAUCCGAUUCUCCCGAAACCACCUCAGGGGCGAAGCAAUAGCUCCUCAUUACAUGUCCUACCUCCUGGCCACACUCAACCACCACACAGCACUCAGGUCGUCCGUGUGCGUCCUGCAGCUCGACGGGAUGGCUUCAGUGGCCUUGGCUCGGGUGGAAGCUGCGCUGGAUGAGUUGCAGAGGAGGAUCUGCCGCCUGGUGCUGGAGGCGUUGCUGGCGGAGCUCCAGCCCCUGUUCGCGGGUCUGCCCUCGCGCCGGUGGCUGUCGAGCCCAGAGCUGCUGGACCGUGUGUGCGAGCGGACUGCGAGCUUCUGCCGGGACUUCUGGCGUGUGCGAAGCCCCGCAGUCCAGCUGCUGCUGGCCGAGGCGGAGCGCACCGUGGUGCUGCAGUACCUACGCGCGCUGAUGCAGCGCCGCUUAGUGUGCCGCGGUGCGGACGAGCGGACCCAGGCCGCCGAGCGCCUGCGGCAUGAUGCCUCACAGCUCCGGGAGCUCUUUCUCGGUUUGGGCCUGGAGGAGAGCGAGCAGUGUGCGCCGGUGCUGCUCGCCCUGCGGGAGCUGCUGAACCUCGACGACCCCACGCUGCUUGGCCUCGAGGUGGCCAGCUUGAGGAGACGAUUUCCAGACUUGAGCGAGGACCAUGUCUCCGCCCUCCUGGACCUGCGCGGGGAUGUGUCCCGAGAGCAGCGCCUGGCUGCACUCAGUUCCCUGCAGGAUGGCCCGCCGCCCUCGCCCGCUGCUGGCCGCCGCGCACUCUUCAGCCUAGUGCCCGCGCCUGCGCCCGCCCUGUCCUCCUGCCUUCCCUCGGGGUCCUGCGCCUGA
This is a messenger RNA of Trichechus manatus latirostris (Florida manatee), 2235 nucleotides long. It is a transcript of the gene EXOC3L1, whose product is annotated as exocyst complex component 3 like 1. NCBI's taxonomy places the organism in Eukaryota, Metazoa, Chordata, Mammalia, Sirenia, Trichechidae. The transcript has 13 exons. Gene Ontology annotation, molecular function: SNARE binding. The record is from RefSeq and is a predicted model, not a curated record. Gene Ontology annotation, biological process: exocyst localization; exocytosis. Gene Ontology annotation, cellular component: exocyst. Bases 1 to 2235 code for a protein of 744 amino acids.